GGAAAAACUUUGUAUCAACACCAAACAUAAAAAUACUAAUGGAGUUUCCACACCACCACCAGCAUCAACGUCACCACCAACGCGACGACGGCGAAGACGAUCGUCACUCCUUCGGGCAACCACCGCCACGCGUUGAUGCUCCGCCACAACCUCAUGGCCUUUACCAGUCACAACCUCAUUUUGAUCCCUACGCGCCUACUCAAUCUCCGGCGCCUUACAGAUCAGAACCUCAAUUCGAACCCCACGCGCCUCCGCCUUAUCGAUCAGAGCCUUACUUUGAAGCUCCGGCACCACCGCCUGCGUUUGGUCAUGUGAGUCAUGUCGAUCAUCACUCCUCCAACGAAUCCUACCCACCGGAACACCACCGUUACGGAGGUUAUCCACCGCCGUAUAAUUCGACACUGGAAAGCCACGGAGGUCACACUGGUGUCACGCACGUGGCUCACCAUAGCUCAAAUCAGCCCCAAUCGUCUCCUGGUAUCUACCACCGCCCUGAUGAGAAUCGUGUACCUGAUAAUCUUGCCGGACUCGCCGGAAGGGCGACGGUGAAGGUGUACUCUAAGGCUGAGCCUAACUAUUAUAUGACGAUCAGAGAUGGUAAGGUUAUCCUCGCUCCAGCCGAUCCAUCUGAUGAAGCACAGCAUUGGUACAAAGACGAGAAAUACAGCACUAAAGUGAAGGACGCAGACGGUCAUCCUUGUUUUGCUCUUGUAAACAAGGCUACUGGUGAAGCAAUGAAGCAUUCUGUGGGAGCUACCCAUCCCGUGCAUCUGACUCGAUAUGAUCCUGAUAAGCUUGACGAGUCUGUACUAUGGACAGAGACAAAUCAGGUGGUGUCCGUGAUGGCACGACUAUUGUCCUCUGGGACUGGAACAAAGGCGACAACCAGCGCUGGAAGAUCUUUCCUUUUUGAAAAUUGGCGUCUGGAGUGGUAAAAAGUUGUUUUGUGUGUGUGUUUUAUGAAUAAGAAAGAAACAAAACUCAGAUUUGUUCAUUGUUUGUGUCUUUGUAAAGACUUGAUGGCAUCUGUAAUAUAUAUCUUACUUGUAUUCCAAAGUUUGCGUUUUUACAGAUACAUACACUUGUGUACAUGUGGUUUAUAAUUUUUUUUCUAAUCUAUUUUGAGAUUUUUCAUCUUCGUUUUGUUCAUAAAUUUCAAGAGUUGUA
This is a messenger RNA of Arabidopsis arenosa, 1167 nucleotides long. The record is from the annotation of a GenBank genome assembly. Lineage: Eukaryota; Viridiplantae; Streptophyta; Magnoliopsida; Brassicales; Brassicaceae.